Tarenaya hassleriana is the source of this 1228-nucleotide messenger RNA. Its product is annotated as GDSL esterase/lipase At4g30140-like. Lineage: Eukaryota; Viridiplantae; Streptophyta; Magnoliopsida; Brassicales; Cleomaceae. The coding region runs from base 67 to 1098 and encodes 343 amino acids. Gene Ontology annotation, molecular function: hydrolase activity, acting on ester bonds. The record is from RefSeq and is a predicted model, not a curated record. The transcript has 5 exons.
UGGGUCGAAGCAUAUCUCGAAGUUUUUCUUCUUAACGUUUAUUUUCACAGUGAAUUGAAUCUGAAAAUGGUUGAGGGAGUGGCAAAGGCAAUGUCGAUUAUGAUCAUAGCCGCCGUUGUCACGGCCAUGGCCGGUGCGGCGGCGCGUGCGCAAAAAGUGCCGUGUUACUUCGUGUUUGGAGACACCUUCUUCGACAACGGCAAUAACAACGACUUGGUAACGCAAACAAAAUCCAACUAUCUACCGUUCGGUAUUGACUUUCCCAAUGGUUCGACCGGCCGGUUCACCAACGGCCGCACUAUCCCCGAUUUCCUCGCUGAAUUCCUGGGGUUCAAGGAUUAUAUCCCGCCCUUUGCCGGAUCAUCUCCGUCACAAGUGUUCACCGGUCUAAAUUAUGCGUCUGGAGCAUCCGGACUCCUCGACGAUACCGGAAGAAACAUGGGCGAUAACCUCGGUCUGAGCAGACAAAUAGCGAACCACUUGGAGGCUAUCACGAGGGCGGCCGUACCACAGCACCGGCUGAAGAGGUGUUUGUACACAAUUAGCACCGGAGGCAGCGAUUUCGUCAACAACUACUUGAUGUCGCCUCCGUUCAUUACCGGUCUCGUUUUCACUCCCGACCAGUUCACCGAGUUUCUCGUCCAACUCUAUGCUUCUAAUUUGAAGGUUUUGUAUAUAUCCGGAGCAAGGAAAGUUGCAUUGUUCGGAUCUCCUGAAGUCGGAUGCGCACCGGGGCUGGCCAACGCCCAACAUGGUGGAAAUGGCUGUGACGAGGAUGCCAACUCCUUAGUCAGGCUAUUCAACAAUAGGCUCAGAGCUCUCAUCGCUGAUAUCAACAAAAACCUAACUGAUGCCAAAUUCACUUACGCCGAUGGGUUCAACACCGGAGGACUAGGGCUGAGGAACGACACCACCUGCUGCACGGUCGAACCGGGAAAGAUUCUAUGCGUACCGAACGGGCCGGUUUGUGCAGACCGGACCAAAUACGCCUAUUUUGACGCCUUCCACUUCACAGAGGUCGUACACUCAGCCGGGGCGACGGCUGCCUUCACCGGCCAGACCGCUUCUCCGUACAGCAUCGAAGAGCUUGCUAGUUAAUUAACUGAAACCACCUACCCCUUAUAUAUAUGAACGUACGUGAAAUAAUUGACUGUUGUUAGCAGUACAAAAUUAGCUACCAGUGGGCCGUCCUGUAAUAAAAUGCCAAAGCUUAUAUGUUAUGGAUAAU